Molecule: messenger RNA, 1517 nt
Organism: Moneuplotes crassus
Lineage: Eukaryota; Ciliophora; Spirotrichea; Euplotida; Euplotidae
Source: the annotation of a GenBank genome assembly
UAAGAAUAUGGCACAUGUCAAGGCCCAAGCCGAGGUUGAGGAUACCUACAACCUUGAUCUGAACUCUUUCAUGUUCUGUAAUUUCCGUAAGAGUCAGGGGAUUACAAGCCACCACAAGCCGAAAGGGAAGUAUACGAUCAGCCACUCCCCAAGCGCUGCGAGAGAAGUGGGAAGGAAGAAUAAGAUUAGUAUGAAAUCUUAUCAGAUAAGCUUCAUGAAAGAUUAUCACCGUUUGAAAUAAUCAGAGAGUUAUGAAUAUGAGAAAGUGACAAAAUAAGUUUGAUACUUUUGCAACUGGGAAAACUAUCUUCCCUCAAAGCAGAAGUUCUAGUAAAUCAAGCAUGAAAGAUGUUGGCACAGAAAUACCUUUGACUAAGAGUUUAAAGAAACCUAGGGAUAAUGAAACCAGUGGGCUUGAGAUCAUCAUACCUCAAGCUCAGAAAUUUCAAAAUUCAACCAAGAGUAUUGAAGAGGUGCAGGAAAAAAGCAAAAACCACUUAAUGGAGGCUUUCAGACCACCCCAAGAUGCCAGAAAUAGCUUAUUUCCUAAUAUAAAAGGGCAAUCGGGGAGUCUUUCUAGAGCUUCAGAGGGUUUCAACCCCAAAAACUCGCACGAAUCUCCUCACAGUAGUGUCAGUCAAGGAGAUGAGAGUGCUUAUCAGAGGAAGAUUUUGGACAAAAUGAUCCAAUAUUGUCAACCAAAAGUUGAGUGUCACAAAUCUCUUAACAAACGACAAGGUCAACCCACAAAGAAGCUUGUGCUAUCCAAGAUUGACAAGCUGAGAAUAUACUCAGAAACUGAAUUGAGACAGCAGCUGUGCAAAGAGAUUUUAGAAAAUAAAUAAGUUCCUCGAGUCCAAACAGAGGGAUCACCAGAGGGAUGCCAAGAAAUCUGCUUUUGCUGAUGAAGAAAAUUCUGCUAAAAAGUUUGGUGAUAGAAGAGAUAUCACUUUUAAAAGUAUCCGGAUCUCAAACCAGAAGCUUAAAGUGAACCCUCUGACUCUUAAAAAAGGCUCUAUUAGUCAGAUUAAGUUUAGAGAUCUAAAAUCGAAUCGUAAGCAGAGCAAUAAAUCAAAAUCAAGGAGAUGAAGGAGCAGAAGAGACACAGUGAAAGCUUCAAGAUCAUAUUUCCUAAAAUAAGACUCCUAACCCAAAGGGGAGAUUUCUUAAGAAAGAGACUACUAUUGAAACAGUAUAUCCCAAAUAUUGUGAUCCUAGUAGUGCCAAAUUAGCAGACUUGAAGGCAAAUUUCUUCAAGAAUAUUAAAAAUCCCCCGAAGCAAAACUUACAUAGCUCAAGUUUCUCAUCAUACUUUGGGAAUUGCUCACCGAGUGAUGGUAAUAGAGAGAAUGAAGACUACAGUCACACUAUUAAUCAAGAUUUUAGGCUAUCGCCUAAAAUCUAUACCAAAAAUGCGAAAUUCAUUAAGACAGUGAGGAACUCUCAUGUAGCCAGGCCAAAUAUCUCAAAUAAAUCCUUGGGCAUAUUCAGACAUUUUUAACACCCAAUUUUCAUUA